UAUGGUGACAUCUGGAUGCUGAUCGGUGAUUGUUUUAGAAGAUUCAGUUUGUUUGGUUGGGGUGUCGGUGGAUUGCUUUGUGAGAAAGUGGUCGCGGCUCUGUUGCUGCAUUUUAGAGAACGUGACUGUGUAGAGGGCACAAGGUAAUGCACGAGAACUACUAGGUUAUGGAUUCGUGGAAGAGUUACUUUUAGUACCUGUGUACGUUUGUAAGGAUCUGCAGUGUGAUUUAAAUUUUUUCUUUCGACGUUUGUGUAGUUGACUGUAGUACAUUGUAUAGUGGAGUGGUAAUGGGAGGUGCCGUAAAUGUCAUUGAAGCUCUGGUCAGGACAUAAACGCGGGACAUUUUUUCCACAAAAGUAGACCAACAGUUCAUUGCUUUAGAAUUUGGUUACCAACAAUAUUAACCACUGCUUUACUUCAAUUUUUUGUAUGAUCACGUUAUGUUUUGAAAUUUGGGGCUAUUCACAGAAUAUGCAGCAGGAGGGGGGGAAAUCCGGGUUCGCCUCGGUUUCAUAGUAACAUCUAAAGUCCUAAUGCUCGAUCGCGAUUUUCACCCUUUACACCCUCUGGCUCAUUACCAAGAGCUGGACCACCAACAUGGCAAAGUGGUCCUCCUGGCCCUCAGUUUAGGCCAUAUGUUCCCGGCCAACAUCCUGGACCCCCUAAAACCCUGGCAGAUCGGUGUCUGAAUUCCGUUUCUUCAGUACCAGUAAGACCUCCAUUAGCUUACCGUCCAGGAGGUAACCCCGUGGGUUUUCAGCCAUUCCAAACUGCACCUCUUGUCCCUGGUCCACCGCCUCCAUUCUUUGCUAGGCCCCCGCCUCCAGGAGGUCCGCCCAUGGCAGGUCCUCCUGGUGCUCGCCCACCUUCUUUAUCUGCUUCUCCGAAUUUCGCAUCUGUAGGUUCAGCUGGUCAUACAAACUCUCCGGGUAGUCCUCGGUUCCGACCCGGUGGUGGCGCUGGAAGACCCCAUCAGGAAUCAGGGUAUGGUCCUCUGGCUAGCUUCCCUACUUAUCCUGGCCCUCCACUACCGCCUGGAGCGUUGUCUCCACCUUCAAGCACUAUGCCAUUGUUUACUAGUCCAUCGCAGGCUCCUCCUCCUUUGGGUUCUCGGUUUGGACAACCACCUCAGCCACUAGUAUCGGCGGGACAACAAUAAUUCCAUGCCGCAGUUACCAAAGUCUGCAUCGACUAUUCCUCAACCUCCUCAAUUUUCUUCAUUUAAUCCUUAGUACGGAGCCCCUCCUCUAUCACAUGGAUUCUACGGUGGACCACCUCCUCCGCCGAUGCCAGGACAGUACAGUGAUGGGCAAGCUGGCGCAAAUAGCCACCCACCGUCAGCAGGCUCUUAUGGUAAAAACUACCGUCAGGUACAAGGUUUAGUCGAAGAUUUUCAAUCGCUUGCUUUGGUACCUGUACUUGGAUCAUCAGACAGCACAGUAGACUCAGUCACACUUCCGAGGCCACUUUAUUUUGCGGAGGAAGGGAAGCCAAGUGGGAACCUAAAUUGUCAUCCUCGAUAUUUACGUCAUACAACCAAUGCCAUGCCAAAUGCUCAGUAUUUAGCGUCGCAAUGGCAUUUGCCCCCAGGAGUCGUUACUCACCCUCUCGCGGAGGCGCCACCUGGGGAAGUUACAGUGUUGAAUUUUGAGGGAUCCAUAGUGAGAUGUCAACGGUGUCGAACGUACAUAAAUGCUUAUGUGAUGUUCACAGAUGGGGGGCGUCGGUGGCGUUGCAACGUAUGUGCAAUGCUAAACGAAGUGAACUUGUAUUCAAUUCCCAUGGAGUAUUUUUGUCCUCUGGAUGAGAACGGACGGUGGCGAGAUGCAGACCAAAGGCCAGAGCUUUCUCGUGGUAGUGUGGAGUUUGUCGCUCCAACUGUGUAUAUGGUGCGGCCACCGAUGCCGCCCUUGUACUUCUUCCUCAUCGAUGUCUCCUUGUCUGCUGUGAAGUCUGGGAUGGUCAAGGUUGCUGCAGAGACAAUCAAAGCAUCACUGGACAAGCUACCAGGGUUUCCUAGGACACAGAUUGGGUUUGUGACCUUUGUCAGCACUCUGCACUCCUAUAAUCUCAAGUCUUCAUUGACACAACCGCAAAUGUUAGUCAUUGCGGACCUUGAUGAUCCUUUCUUACCACUUCCCGAUGAUAUGCUGGUAAAUUUGUCAGAGUCUAGGACCGUUGUGAACGUCCUUCUUGAUAGCCUGCCUUUAAUGUUUGAAAACAAUAUCAACGUCGAGUCGGCUCUUGGGCCUGCCCUAAAGGCAACUUUCAUGGUCAUGAGUCAGCUGGGAGGUAAAUUGCUCCUUUUCCAGAGUACCUUGCCAUCUCUUGGUCUUGGGAGGCUGAAGCUUCGUGGCGACGACCCUCGCAUUUAUGGAACCGAGAAAGAGCACUUUCUUCGUAACACAGGAGAGCAGUUCUACAAACAAAUGAGUGCUGAUUUUUCAAAGUUUCAAAUCUCUGUUAAUGUUUAUGCUUUUGGUGAACGGUACAUAGAUAUAGCUUCUUUAGGUGAGUCCUCGCAAUAUACAUAUUUAGAACUCGUUCCUGUUUUACGUACUGGUUCUAUUGGUCAUUUGUAUAUCAAUCCAAGAAAGGAAGGGACGGUCCGGAAUUCAGAGAAGUUAACACUCUUAAAAUUGGGCCCGAAAGCUGAUGGACUUGCGGGAUUUCCUGAUCCUCUGGCACUCUCUUCGGAAAAUCUCGAUCCACGUGGAGCGUUUCUGUUGAAUGAUGGGUUGCGAUUUGUGUUAUGGUUAGGGAAGGAAUUCGUGAAAGAUCUGCUCGGGCCCGAGGCUGCAUUUGCUGCCGAUUCCUCCAAGAUUAUUGUAGUGGAACAGAAUUUUGUAAUCUCUAAACGAUUAGUGUCAGCUUUGCAAUCACUCCGACAAAGUUGCCCGGCCGUAUAUCAACUUUGCACUGCAGUGAAACAAGGGGUGCAACCAAGGGAAGGAACUUCUGUGCUGUCUAAUUUAGUUGAGGAUCGAACUGCUGGGACUAGCGGAUAUGCCGACUUUGUUGUCCAGAUUUAUCGCCAGGUUUCUCAGAAAUCGUAGAAGGUUAUUGGCCAAAUCUUUUAUCAUAACUAAGGACUAGGUCUAUAUUCCAACGAUUGUCUCUACUUUAUUUCUCACAUCAAUUUGUAUUAUCCAGUAUAUGUAGAAUGUGAAUUACUAGAUUGAUAAUCAUUGGUUGACAGGAAAGUCGAGGUGCUUCCUAGCGUAGUUCUAUCCUUUAAUCUGGUAGGCUGGAUCCCUUGCAACAAGGUAGUGUUCUAUUUUUUCUAGAUACGGACUAUCUCAGAAUACGAUUAGCUUCUCGCAACUCUGAUUUAACUAGUCACCACUGCAUAGUUGUAGAUGCAUUUGCUAAAGGAUAUGUGGAUGUCUAGGCAUUAGUUGAUCCAAUCACUUGAGCGAGCUCUUGCUGACCAUGAUUUCGUUAUGUCCUUACGUACAUAUUGGUCAAUUCCUUGAGGUGCUUUUUGUAGCGGCAGAUUUCAAUAAAAGAUCGAUUCGAAGUGA
This is a messenger RNA of Physcomitrium patens, 3527 nucleotides long. Lineage: Eukaryota; Viridiplantae; Streptophyta; Bryopsida; Funariales; Funariaceae. The record is from RefSeq and is a predicted model, not a curated record.